Priapulus caudatus is the source of this 2194-nucleotide messenger RNA. RefSeq names its product ras-related protein Rab-5C-like. The transcript is spliced from 2 exons. The coding region runs from base 211 to 870 and encodes 219 amino acids. The record is from RefSeq and is a predicted model, not a curated record. Gene Ontology annotation, molecular function: GTP binding; GTPase activity. Lineage: Eukaryota; Metazoa; Priapulida; Priapulimorpha; Priapulimorphida; Priapulidae.
GGUGGCAGCACCUCCCUAUAAUACAGUCAGCCAUUUUGUAUAUCAGGGAGAGGGUGGAACGCGAUUGUACGACAUUUACGUUUCAGGAUACCUUAUUCAACAUCGACAAAAACUACUUCGGACAGAAAAACCUCCCCAACGACAUCCACCUUCUACUACCACCACAAGUCGGCUAACCGCACACUGCACACCGCAAGUCGGGUAACGGUCAUGGCUGGUAGAGGGACGGCACAGCGACCGAAUGGCGCCGGAGCGGCGGGCAAGAUCUGUCAGUUCAAAUUGGUGCUGCUAGGCGAGAGCGCCGUGGGAAAGUCGAGUCUGGUCCUGCGAUUCGUCAAGGGUCAGUUCCACGAGUACCAGGAGAGCACGAUAGGCGCCGCGUUCCUCACUCAGACUGUCUGUCUCGACGACCUCACGGUCAAGUUCGAGAUAUGGGACACCGCGGGGCAGGAGCGAUACCACAGCCUCGCGCCGAUGUACUACCGAGGCGCGCAGGCCGCCAUCGUCGUCUACGACAUCACCACCCAGGACACGUUUAGCAGGGCGAAGACUUGGGUCAAGGAGCUGCAAAGGCAGGCCAGCCCGAACAUCGUCAUCGCGCUCGCGGGAAACAAGGCGGACCUCGCGAACGGCCGGAUGGUGGAGUUUGACGAGGCACAGGCGUACUCGGAGGAGAACGGACUGUUGUUCAUGGAGACGUCGGCCAAGACAGCAAUGAACGUCAACGACAUAUUUCUCGCGAUAGCGAAGAAGCUUCCUAAGAACGAUCAGGCGGGCGGCGGCGCGGUGGGGCAGGGCGGCAGCGGCAGCCGGCGGCUGGAUGAGGGCGGCGCAGGGUCACAGGGUUCGACGGGAAAGUGCUGCAAGUGAUGCAGGCGGCGGGCACCCGCGCGCCGCACGACCAAUCUUUCACUUACACUCGUUUGCUACGACACGUGAUGACGACAAGAGGGAGAGAGAGAGAGAGAGAGCCGCGCCCUCCCCCGUCUUGGAUGCUGCCCCCGCGCGCGUGCGAUUGCGCGCCGGGCAGGAUCCCCGAUAUCGCAACGAUCCGAACAUCGCCGGGCCCUCACCGAAAGUAGAGACCCGGUUGCAAUUGAUCCCACAAUCAUAAAAACUGCAGACUCGGGCUUGUUGCCCCCCCCCACAGUCACGUCGCGACGUUGCAAAAUGAGCUAUGAGGUGAACCGUAGGGGGAGGGGGGGAGGCAAGCACAUGCGCUUGUUGCGUCACGUCCCCGUAUCUUGCAGCGACAUAGCGAAACUAAAAGACCGACGCGAUAGGAACCGAGCGGUUACCGUUGCGUCGAUACAAAAUUUACCGCUUCAAACGCAAGCAUCAAAAUGUGAAAUGAGCAACUUCGGGCAAGGGUACAUGAAGAGUUUGGCAGCAUACUGCAGGGAGGAUGAGAUCGCUCAAUUUCACCAACUUGUGUAAGACAACAUAUAUGUAAUGUACAGGUACGAAUAGGUAUUGAGCCAUCUUACUACUAGUUUAAAUCUUGUUUUCAGACGCGGUAGUACGAACCGGAAGGUGUUACGCAAGGUUACACAUGCAUGCUUACCUCCCUUAGUUCAUGACAAUGGUUUUUUUCAUACUAAAGUUAUAAUUGUAUGAAAUAAUUUUUGCAGUUUCGAGUCUAAGAGACGUUUAGUUAAACCAUGAGUUCAUGUACAGAUUUAGGUUGCAAAUUGACCUAUCACCGUAUACUUCGUGAAUGUAUCACGUGUGUGGUCGCACAUGUAUACUAAUGACACGUUAACGAGCUAAACAUUAUGAAAUCAGUUAGGCAUAAUUAUUGUAUUGUUAAGAAGUGUUUUGAUUUUUCAUGGUGUCCAUUGUAGAAGGAAAGAUGUAUAGAGAGAAUAUAUUCAAGUUUACAUAAUAUACUUGUAUAUCAUCACAUAACUGACAUAUGGAAUUACAGAACGGUUUGAAUAUAUGUAUAGCAGUUGCCGAUGCUUACUAUUAAAAGGAUCACUGAAUGGGCCCAAAAUAGUGUACAACUGCCAGAUGGGAUGUAACACACGGUAUUUAAUAAGGCUGCCUUUCUUUUGUACACAUUGCUUUUCUAUCUGCAGGCUUUCUGUUGGGCGGAUUUUAUCUUUAAUUGAAUUAUUCAUUUGACAAAAACUGUAUCGAAUUUCGGUGUGUAUUAUAUAAUGAAUCACUAAUAAAUGUCUGUGCAUGAUAA